CUCUUACUUUGAAGGGAUGAGCUAACGUCCGCUCUAGCCGCAGCCCUCUUCCUGUUAGCUAACACAGAGCUCUCCUCUCACACCACAUUUAGCUACUUAUCUCUUGUUAUAUUUACGCAGUCUAUAGUUCUUCACCGACCAAACACGAAGAUGGCAGAGGCCGUUCAAAAGAAACUGAAAGCGGAAGUAGAGAAAUACACCCAGAUGCAGAAAGAUGUUAGCAGGAGCAUGACAUCCAGACAGAAGCUGGAGACUCAGCUAACAGAGAACAACAUUGUCAAAGAGGAGCUUGACCUGCUGGACAGCACAAACACAGUGUAUAAGCUUAUUGGCCCUGUAUUAGUGAAGCAAGACCUGGAUGAGGCCAAAGCCACAGUGACGAAAAGGCUGGAGUACAUCAACGGAGAGAUUCAAAGGUAUGAGACGCUCCUGAAAGACUUGGAAAAGAAAUCUGAAGCGCAUCGAGAAGUCUUGUCCAGUUUACAGCAGGAGUAUCAGAGAGCCCAGGGCCUGGCUGUAGGAAAAGCCUGACCAUGUGAUCCAACCACAUACAAACACACACACAGAUAGAGGUAGUCAUGAUAACAUGUAAACCUUCAACAUAAAUCAAUUCUGCUUGUGUCAUUCAUUUGUUAUUACAUUGACUUUUCCCUUGUUGCUAAUAAACCUGUUUUUCACGAAAGGUCAAACAUU
Messenger RNA from Sebastes umbrosus (honeycomb rockfish), 693 nucleotides. It is a transcript of the gene pfdn6, whose product is annotated as prefoldin subunit 6. Gene Ontology annotation, cellular component: cytoplasm; prefoldin complex. The transcript has 4 exons. The record is from RefSeq and is a predicted model, not a curated record. Gene Ontology annotation, molecular function: protein-folding chaperone binding. Gene Ontology annotation, biological process: protein folding; chaperone-mediated protein complex assembly. Bases 151 to 531 code for a protein of 126 amino acids. Lineage: Eukaryota; Metazoa; Chordata; Actinopteri; Perciformes; Sebastidae.